This is a messenger RNA of Scleropages formosus (Asian bonytongue), 1750 nucleotides long. Its product is annotated as bifunctional apoptosis regulator. Gene Ontology annotation, cellular component: nucleus. The record is from RefSeq and is a predicted model, not a curated record. Gene Ontology annotation, biological process: proteasome-mediated ubiquitin-dependent protein catabolic process. The transcript has 8 exons. Bases 159 to 1562 code for a protein of 467 amino acids. Gene Ontology annotation, molecular function: protein binding; ubiquitin protein ligase activity. Lineage: Eukaryota; Metazoa; Chordata; Actinopteri; Osteoglossiformes; Osteoglossidae.
AGCGACCCCAGCUGAUGGGUCACCAGCAGUUUGGGUGUUGUAAUUCUUAUGCGUUCAUUAAAACAUCAUUUCUUAGCGAUGUUAUCUGUUGUGCGGCCCAAAAGCGCCGAUAAAGAUAUCACAGUUUAAGAGUGAGGAUUCGAUCAACUGCGGAUCUAAUGACAAGUUCUCAGAUGAAGGGGGAUGUUCUGCAGCAUACCGAUUCUGCAGGAUUUCCAGAGGACAUAGAAUCGCCUUUUGACCUUUGCCCUAAGACUUGCAGCGGUCAGAUCUCCGAAAAUGAAUUUUCUUGUCACUGUUGUUACGACAUCCUUGUCAACCCCACGACGCUUAACUGCGGACACAGUUUCUGUCGGCACUGCCUUGCCCUUUGGUGGGAGUCUUCUAGGAAGAAUGAAUGUCCAGAAUGUAGGGAGAAGUGGGAAGGUUUUCCGAAAGUCAACAUUUUGCUGAGGGAUGCUGCUGAUAAAUUGUUUUCCGAUGUGGUUAAGAAGAGGAGAGAAGAUAUCCAGAAUAACCCCAGUAUAACUCGAAGCCUCAUAGCCUUUCAGAGGUAUGGGGAUGAGCAGGCCUCCAGAGGUGUGACGCUGAGUGCCCAGAGAAGAGGACCAGGAGGAGGAGGAGGAGGGGGAGGCAGCGGCUUCUUCUCCGGGGUCCUUACUGCGCUCACAUGUGUAGCUGUAAUGCUGCUUGUAUACCACUGGAGCAGCCGAGAUGCAGAGCACGAUCUCUUAGUUCAUAAGCCUGUAACAAAGUGGACUGCAACAGAGGUUAUCUCUUGGCUGGACCACUUAGGACCGUGGACCUCUCUUUAUAAAGAAAACUUUCUAAAAGAGCAGGUCAAUGGCAGGCUCCUGAUUAUGCUGGGAGACGAAGAGCUUUCGAAGCAGCCGUACAGCAUUGAGAAUCAAACCCAUCGCAAGGCUAUCCUGGCUGAGCUGGAGCGUGUGAAAUCCCUUGGAGUGAAGCCACCCCAGAACCUCUGGGAAUAUAAGGCAGUGAACGCGGGCAAGUCCUUGUUCCUGCUGUAUGCCCUGAAGAGUUCCCCACGCCUCACCAUUCUUUAUCUCUACCUGUUUGACUAUGCUGAAACAUUUCUGCCUUUCAUACACACCUGCUGUCCGGCACAGAGAGCAGAGCCAGAGGAGGUUUUCGUGACCAAAUUCUAUUAUGAAGAUCCCAGCUGGAAGCAGUGGACAGAAUUUUUGGUGAAGUACCUCCUCCUGCCAUAUCAACUGAUUGCAGAGUUUGCCUGGGACUGGCUGGGCGUUCACUACUGGACAUCACGCUUCAUUAUCGUCAAUGCCAUGCUUCUGUCCGUGCUGGAAGGUUGCGCGGUAUGGAGGCUGUGGGUUCGAUCAGAGCUGAGGACUCUACCCCAGAAAAUUUGGAGCCAUUUGUGGAAAGUAUCUGCACAGGGGUUUGCUGUGGCCAUUUUUUGGCCAGUUAUUCCUCAGUUUGCCUGCAACUGUUUGUUUUAUUGGGCCUUAUACUUUAACCCAAUUAUUAACAUUGACCUUGUUGUUCAGCAAGUGCUUCGUCCAGAAACUCAGGUGCCAUAAGAAAAUUUAAAUGCUGCUGCACAGGGCUAUCGUAGUAGAAGAGGGCAGACCUAUGAACAUGAGAUCUUGAAACUGCAAAUGUGAUAUUUUUACCAGUGGUACGUUAUCAGAAAACAAGGAAUUUAACACAGGAUAAGAAUUUUAUCAAUAUGCUUCAAACUAUAAUGGAACAUGACAGCUUUAAAAAA